Messenger RNA from Dissoconium aciculare CBS 342.82, 216 nucleotides. RefSeq lists its product as uncharacterized. The transcript has a single exon. The annotation marks the transcript as partial. The record is from RefSeq and is a predicted model, not a curated record. Lineage: Eukaryota; Fungi; Ascomycota; Dothideomycetes; Mycosphaerellales; Dissoconiaceae.
CUAGUUCUGGCCCUCGCUUCAUUUCUGCUCAAGUUCAUCCGUCGAGGACCCGACCUUCUGGAUUCCUUCGGCACGCUGCUGAAAGACAGCAAAUGCGUCGACCUUCCGACAUCUCCGUCGCUGGAAGACGCAACCCUGAGAUCUCGCUCGCUCAAGGAUGCGGUGGUGCUGUUUGGAGACGUGCGGCCCCAGGCGGAAACCGGCUACGCAGCAUUC